CUCCCCGUGACGCGGUGGCUUGCUUGGCGCCAUUAACCGCACCUGGCGUCAGAAAUUCCAAGCCACUGAAGGCAACACAGGAUCCGUAAGCUGUUCUCCCAAGGGACGGGACCAUUAAACUCCAUAAGCACUGGGUUUGUUGCUGCAAUAAAAAAAACUGGGCGGUCUAAUUUCAAAUGAUAGACGAAUAUAUACUAUCGUAUUUACCUAAUCGCCUCUGCAUGUGGUUUUCGCGCUUCCCCAUUGCACUCGGCCCUGAGAUCUCCCCUAUUAGAUGAGCUGGUAUUUUGCCGAAGUUUGGAGGUUGCCCUGUGAUGGCUUUUUAUAGGCACGGUAGCGAAUUGUUACCGGAGAGAAGAGGUGUCAUUGGUAUGAUUUUUAGGUCUCUUGGUGGAAGUGAGCAUGGGUCUCGAGUUGUUCGUCGAGGCAGAAAGUUUGGCAGGAUUAAUAAACUGAGAUUCUCGCGAUGGGUCUUUGUGCUUUCAUUGCUCUUCCUAAUUUAUUUGGUAGUUUCUGCCCUACAAAUGCUCUUUCAUGGCAACGUUGAAGGUAGCAUUUCAUUAUCACCAGUACAAGAAGAACUUCUGGGGUCUAAUGUUCGAAAACCACCUAAAAGCAAGAAUCGUAGGCAGCAUUUUCCUUGCGAAGUUGGGUUUGUCGAAUCAGUUGAUGAUCUUGUUGAACCCAAUGAUCUUGUGAACUUCACACAAUUUUCACUAGAGUACAUUGACAAAGAGGAAAUAUUUCACAAUAAUUUGUUUGAACCUAGAUUUGGAGGACAUCAAACUCUUGCAGAAAGAGAGAAAUCCUUCUAUGCCAGAAAUCAGACACUUCAUUGUGGUUUUGUCAAAGGACCACCUGGGUACCCAAGCACUGGAUUUGAUUUAGAUGAGAAAGACAAGGCAUACAUGUAUACCUGUAAGGUUGUAGUUUCUUCUUGCAUUUUUGGGAGCUCCGACUUUUUGAGGAGGCCUGCCCGUAGACUGAUCAGUGAAUAUUCCAAGGAAAACGUUUGUUUUGUAAUGUUUGUUGAUGAGCAGACGCUCUCAAAACUGUCAUCAGAAGGAAAUACUCCUGAUGAUAGUGGACAUAUUGGCUUAUGGAAAAUCGUUAUCAUGAGGAACUUACCAUAUAAGGACAUGCGGAAAACUGGAAAGGUGCCUAAAUUUUUGUCACAUCGCCUCUUCCCUUCUUCUAGGUACUCAAUUUGGCUUGACAGCAAGAUGCGACUUCAGACUGAUCCAAUGCUGAUUAUUGAAUACUUUUUGUGGCGAACAAAAUCAGAAUAUGCUAUUUCAAACCAUUAUGAUCGCCACUGUGUCUGGGAGGAGGUACUCCAAAAUAAGCGUCUAAAUAAGUACAAUCACACGGCCAUUGAUGAACAGUUUACUUUAUACCAGUCUGAUGGCCUCACCAAGUUUGAUCCUUCAGACCCAAAUACUCCUCUUCCAAGUUAUGUUCCUGAGGGUUCCUUUAUAGUACGUGCACAUACGCCAAUGUCAAAUUUAUUUUCUUGUCUUUGGUUCAACGAAGUUGACCGAUUCACCUCGCGUGAUCAACUAAGCUUUGCAUAUACUUACUUGAAACUGAGGAGAAUGAAUCCAGACAGACCAUUUCACUUACAUAUGUUUAAGGACUGUGAGCGCAGAGCACUAGCAAAGCUAUUUCGUCAUAGGGCUGUGCCAUCUUCUCCACCCGCUUCUUGAUCAACUGAAAUUCCUUAAGAUUUAUGUCUGGAAUCAGUUCAUUGGACUUUGGUGAAGUCUCAAGUGUCGUUUGUAGAAUGGGUUCCUACUUAGCACCAGUUUCAUAUUGAGAGGGUUGCUUGAACUUGAUUGGUAAUGGAAGUUCCUACCUAAAUCUCUUUUGCUGAAGCUUAACCUGGUCUUAUGAGUACAAUUAUCUGAUCAGUUCUUAACCAUCCACCAUCUCCAUGUGAAUGCUGUCCUGCAAGCAGUGAUCCAUGUUGAACCAAUGAGGAUACCUUAAGUUGGAUAUCAUGAUCAGCAGGUUUAAGCUAAAUACAUUUACUUUAGGGUCGUAGGUUUCUUGACCAAUUAUUUAGCAAUGUGAAAUGUUGAAUAUAGUUCGUGUGCUGUGUAUUAACUAUUUGUCUGAUUUUGAGAAUCUUGUUCGAGCC
Messenger RNA from Alnus glutinosa, 2140 nucleotides. RefSeq names its product probable hexosyltransferase MUCI70. The transcript is spliced from 9 exons. The record is from RefSeq and is a predicted model, not a curated record. Bases 315 to 1706 code for a protein of 463 amino acids. Lineage: Eukaryota; Viridiplantae; Streptophyta; Magnoliopsida; Fagales; Betulaceae.